UGUUCGCGUUCGCACGUUUUUCGCAGCACCUCUACUAUCGAUACCAGUAGAGUUGGUGAUUUGGUUUUACGUUACCGCACGGUAGGAAACGAACCCGCGUUUGUCAAAACCCCGUUCAUUGCCUGAGGCCCUGCUUAAAUUAGAUCAGUUUGUUUUUUUUGGCAUUUUCGUGAACAUUGAACGGUAGAUAAAUAUAAAACUAGCCACCGUGUGUAGCUGACCGUGAGAAUUUUCGGAAUUACACUCAAUCUGGAUUAGCGAUUCCGACAAAUGCAAAUCAGUUAUUAGAAACAAAUGUAUGAUGUGUAGAAAAAAACGCAAACAAAAGUGCACCGGAAGAUGGUGACCUGUAGGUGAAAUUAGCUCAGUUAGCUAGAUAUCCUACAAGUACACUGAGGUGCUGCAAACAUCAAUCAAUGUCAUAAGGUGUAUAUAUUGACAUUCUACUGCUGUAAUGAAACUUCGGCGCAAUGACCUAAAACUUCCAGAUCUAACAGUGCAACCAGCUCAGAAAUGUUCUACAACCUGUUAACGGAUGUCUCGUGGGAGAUACAAAACUGAAAUCUCACAUUCUCGUGACACCAUCCAAGAGUAUCUCUACAGUCUGAGAAAAGAUCGGCAAAUGUAUGGGGCAGGCGGGUGAUUAUGUCUGGUGGGAUUUUUUUUGCUAAAGGAAAUGACAACGGAUAUGUGAUAGAGAAGAUUGUCUCAAUUAGCAACUGUGGUACUUUCUAGAUAAUCAAGAAGGUUCAAUAAACCUGUCAACUGAAAUAAUUGAGCCAAACGAACGUGUUGAUCCUAACAGAAAAAAAACUCGUCCGUAUGGGUUGCCGAAGCCAGAUAAAAACGAUUUAACAGUGUCCAGCGCAACUUUUGGCGAAUCUAGUCGUGCUUUCUCUACAUGCCCAAUAACAAUGCAAAAUUCAGCGGCUCGUCGCUUGUCGCUGAUUUCGUGUUGCUCUGACCUUUUAUGCCAGAAGCAUCCGUGCCCGCGAGUGAGAUAGAAGAAAGUUUUUUUGGUUAACAGUGAAACGAUCACAAAGCGCUCUUCUUACCAGCCCGUCCCCUGAAAUAUAUGAUUGAUAGAAGAUAACGAAACUCUACCGAACGAGACAGUGAAAGAAACGGAACAUCGGAAAUAAUUAACAUUUUAGGUGUAGCGAUAAAAACGUCGCACGAAACACAUAACAAAAUAGUAAAUUAAAAAAUAGUUCAACGUGAACCGAAAUUCCAAAACCAAGUAUUAGUGGUUUAUUUUAUUAGUGCGUAUUGCGAAAGUAAUUCUCUCAAAAUGAAGACAGCCAGAUGCAUUAGCCACCUCUCAUCCGUUAGCUUAGUUCUGUUGAUAAAUGUCGCAGUCGCUGGAUCCAUACAAAUUGACAACAGACUCGUACAGCCCCAGCAUGACUGUUUCGAGCGGAUAGCACUAGGCGCAAUGCUACCAUUUGAGAAGACGUUUCGAAACUCGGAUACAAACUCAUUGAAAAUCUGCGAAACACUCUGUUUAAACGAUAAAGAAUGUCAAACCUUUGCAUUCGGCAUCUCCGGCCGGGGUAAUGGUACUUGCCAGUUAUCGGCUAAUGUAAUCGACGCCACUAAUUCACGUCCUGUCGGCACGGUAUUCGAUCCAGAUUUUGAUCUCUAUGCCAGGAAGUACAAUUGUUUUUUAGAUUCAGGCGGACCGUCCAACCCUCCUCCACGGCCUGGGGGAUUCACUAGUUUCCCAGCGAGUGAAUUACCACCCGGAGGAACGCAACGUCCCACUUCAGCCUUUCCUCCCCCGGGAACAGCAGACCGGCCUAACCCACCUGUAUUUUCACCAACUGGAACCACUGCCACAGGGGAACCAAUAUCAAAUACCAACAACGGUUUUACUGACCCUAGACCCACCAGUGAAUAUCCGGGCACAUUUUCAUCAAGUGUAGGAUCUACCUACAAUCAGGCGACAGGUGAAACAUUUCCGGAAACAACUGCUCCAGGAGAAGAAUAUUACACCACAAAGGAGCAGCCCUCCUCCACUGUAUCCGGUCAUUAUUCUCCUUCGACCAGUACUGCCUCCGGUCAGCCUAGCAGUACUGGAACAGACCGGAUUCCUCCGAAUCAACCACCACCGAGAGAACCGUCCAUGAAAUAUCCACUAGAUCUCAGACCACAAUACCCGGCAGAAUCUGGUCCAUCGCGACCUGGAAACUACCCUUACCAGUAUCCAAUGCUCUACGAAACAAACUAUCCUCUGCCAAAUAAAAACGAACGACUACCAGGCGUUUAUGCACCUAACAUCCCAUCUGUAGAUAACAACUAUCUACGACCAGAAUACUCAGGCUAUUUUGGACGACCAUCUGGUCCUUCAGGUCCAACGGGUAUCAUGAAACCAGAAGAUAAUGCACUUUCUGGCUAUGGCGGCAGUGGACCUCAACGCCCGAUAGACAACAAACCUACCGACUAUGGCGGACCUCUCCGGCCAUCUGGUUCGGGAUCGGCUUCCGGCCCGUCAGGAUCCGGAAACACACGACCAUCCGUACCACAAAGUGGACCAACCAGUAUAGGUGGAUACAAAGUAACAGAAGAUAAACCUGAUCUGCAGCCAUCGAUAUUCAGACCAUGCUACCGCCGGGUUCUGGCCGGGAAACGUGUCGCCCCGCAAUGGGUACGAAGGACACUGAUUUGCGAACGAGUGGAAGAUUGCCAACGCGAAUGUGGCGAUGAGCGUCGGUUCCCCUGUGAAGGAUUCAACUAUCGGCUUGAUCCGACCGGCCGAGGCCAGGGAGACUGCGAGCUUAUCGAUCAACCCUUGUCCCAGAUCGAUCUGUAUUCUAGUCCACAUCAAAGAGAUUCUAACCUGAUUCGAGAUCCUGACUACGACUACUAUGAGCGUGAUCGCGGUGCAUCUCCAUCGUGUCGUACCAAUUACGGCUGCAAGGAUUGCAUAGUGAAGCCGUAUCGUCCACCGUUUGACUACAUCCGACCAACGACCUACCGUCCUCAUGCCGAAAGUUAUAAACCUUUUCCUCCAGAACGAUCACCGUACGAGGACGAUCAUUACAAACCAAUGACGGCAAUCGACAAAUAUCGGCCGUCGUUGUUCGAUAGAGAUUUUGAUCGGUAUGGUUCCAAUUUCUACCCUAUUCCCCAGCCUCCACCACCAAGUGAUUCCUAUAGGCCAUUACUGUCAUACAAACCACAUUUCAUGGGAGAAAUUGAUCGCUACGGAUCGAUAGAUCACGAUCGCUACAAACCUCUUCCUCAAGGGCCAUAUGGCAGUGGUAGCUAUGAACGCCAUGAUUUUUUCCGACCAUCGAUACCAUAUCAAGAAGAUCAUCGACCGAUAAUGCAUCGACCACGUCAUCCAUACGAAGAUCGUGAGCCACCACCAUCGCAACAAACUCAAUAUCCAUCCCACGGUGACAAAUCAAAUAAUUUUGUUCCAUACCUAAUCGGACAGGAUGCUCAGAAGAAUUGGGGUGUAUACGGCGGCUCGUACGGCCACAGUGGAGCUGAUUCUUACAAAUCAAUAUCCGAUUACUGGGGAAUUAGAAACGAGAUCAAACGAUACGACGGACCAUCGUUCAACUAUUUUGAACUGCGAAACGAUCACCCUCCUGAUGAUAAUGCCAUCUGGAACUAUGGCGGUAGAAAAUAUGGUCUCGAUGAUCCGCAUGCGUUAAGCAUUCCAGAUCAUCGGCCAGAUCGUGGCAACUUUGGACAACAGUGGAGCAGACGGCCUAGUCUUGAUGACUGCUCGGUAAAAUCCAGCGAAGGAUUCCGACUAAACAAAGGAGUCGUAAAGUACGCCUUGAACACUCCGACUGUAAUCGAAUGUGAACGUAUGUGCUUCUCGGAAGCUCGAUUCCGAUGUCAUACCUUCAGCUAUCGUUACUCGACGAUCUCACGCGAAAACUGUCUGCUGUGCGAUCGACCAUACAAUCUGCUAGAUUUUUAUGCCGACUUGGAGCCGGAUCGUGACUACGACAUCUAUUCUAUGACCGAUGACCCCAAGGCAUGUCACCCGGAGUCGCAUCCUCCAAUCCGAGAUGUUACCGCUCAAUGCUUCAUCCGAACAAUUGACUCGUCCCGUUUCUACAAAGCGAUUAUUCGCGAUUCGCUUACCGUACGAUCGGUCGGCGAGUGUGAAUUGGAGUGUAUUAAGGCCUUGAAAUUCACGUGUCGAGCGUUCACGUAUAGUUUUGGUCCACACACGAUCAAUUCCGUGAUCGACAAUUGUCUACUAUCGGACUGGCCGGUGCGGGACAUGGAUCGCGAUCGACACCUGGUGCUUGACGAAGGAUUCGACGUAUUUGAACGAGCAAGCUAUGGUCAGGGUUGUGAAAUUCAACCAAUUAUCGAUGAUAAACAUCAGAAAAAAUUCUGUUACCUAGGGUAUGGAUCCCCUGCAAAACUGCUUUCAUCGGCUAUCAAGAAGGUAAUUUCUGUAAAUACUGAACUUGACUGUAAGAAUGAAUGCAUCAGGCUUAGAGAAACCACACCGUUCAAAUGUUUGUCGUUCAGUUUCGGUUCACAGGCGUCAACCUACAACUGCGAAAUGUCUGAUUUGGAUCAAAGUGAAUUAAAAAUGGGUGUUCAUUAUGCUCACACAAACAAUCGGGACUACUGGUUGUUUGCAUGGAAUCCCUUUGACUACACCUGCCGCGAUAAAAUCAUCACCAUCAGCAGUGGCAGUAAUAGUGGGAACAGAGAAAAUCACGACCGUCGGAUGGACAUAUUCCGAGAACCGGGUGAUGGAAGUUGGCGCCAGUAUACCGUAUCGGGGAAACCCUGCCGUCUCGGUACCAAGUGCGAGCGCAACAAGAUCACAGGGUUUUACUCGUGUGAAAUAGAUGGUGGUGAGGUUGGUGCGUGGGACUAUUGCUGUAAGACCGAUCACCCUUGCGGAUACUCGCAAGGGUUCGAGUACCCAUGGUGCUAUGUGGGCGAUGCUCCCGACCAGUGGCGAAAAUGCAGCGAUAAAUACUUCCCAGCGAAACACCACCAGCAGCACCCCAAUGGUCUCACCGAUGGUUCGCGUUAUCAAGACAAGAAUAAAAAGGGUGAAAUCUAUCAACCACCACCGAAACCAGGCGGACUAAGGCACAUGGACGAUGUAACGGCCCCGGCCGAACUAUGGCCUGUAACGUUCCUGUAUGACAAAGGACCACCUGGGACGGCUUCGAAACCGAUGGCCUCCAACGCGACCGACCUCAGCAGCAACGUGAUCGAUUGUAAGAAAGACAAGUGCUAGUGAAGUAAACAGUAUGAUUUGAGUUUCAGAUGGACGAUGGACAGCCGAUUAGCUUUAAAUCGUUCUAGUAGCGGUAGCAUUUAGACGAUGUAAGACUAUAGCAAGCAUCUCAUUACAUGGCAUCUAACUGUAAUUCUAUAAAAAUACUGCCAAAAUUAAUACCUUCUGAACUAUUUAUAAACGAAUUUCAACAAGGAUAUCGUGAGCUCUUGCCGCUUUCUUUAUUAAACAAACGGUUCUUCUCAGUUUGUGUCUUUUUAACCGAAGACCAUAAAGAAAGUAGGUGACAAAAUUCAAUAAAAG
Messenger RNA from Topomyia yanbarensis, 5539 nucleotides. RefSeq lists its product as uncharacterized. The record is from RefSeq and is a predicted model, not a curated record. Lineage: Eukaryota; Metazoa; Arthropoda; Insecta; Diptera; Culicidae. The transcript is spliced from 12 exons. Bases 1292 to 5236 code for a protein of 1314 amino acids.